GCUCGCCCUCUUGGCUGUCAAACGAUUUGAAAGCUCUCUUUCCGGCAUCUUGUAAGGGAAACAAUUCAAGAUGGGUCGCUACGCCAAGGAACCAGAUAAUCCCGCCAAGUCGUGCAAGGCUCGCGGUUCGAACCUCCGGGUGCAUUUCAAGAACACCCGCGAAACGGCGCUAGCCAUCAAGCGUAUGCCUCUGCGCCGUGCCCAGAAGUUCUUGAAGAACGUCUGCGAAAAGAAGGAGUGCGUUCCAUUCCGUCGCUUCAACGGUGGUGUCGGCCGUUGCGCCCAGGCCAAGCACUGGAACACGUCCGUCGGCCGUUGGCCAAAGAAGUCGGCCGAGUUCCUGCUGCAGCUGUUGAAGAACGCUGAAGCCAACGCCGACUACCGGGGUCUCGAUGUGGACCGACUGGUCGUGGACCACAUUCAGGUGAACCGGGCGCCGUGCCUGCGUCGUCGUACCUACCGUGCCCACGGUCGCAUCAAUCCGUACAUGUCGUCGCCGUGUCACAUCGAGCUGUCCCUCACCGAGAAGGAGGACGUCGUGUCCAAGGCCGCCGAGAACGAACCCGCGAAGAAGAAGCUGUCCAAGAAGAAGCUCCAGCGGCAGAAGGAGAAGAUGAUGCGUAACGAGUAAACUUAGGCGCUAAGUUGAUGGAAGAGGUGUAUAUUGAAGGAUUAACUGAGAAUACAAAUAUUGGAAGCCGUAAGAAAAGUAA
This is a messenger RNA of Aedes albopictus (Asian tiger mosquito), 713 nucleotides long. RefSeq names its product large ribosomal subunit protein uL22-like (gene RpL17). Gene Ontology annotation, biological process: cytoplasmic translation. Lineage: Eukaryota; Metazoa; Arthropoda; Insecta; Diptera; Culicidae. Gene Ontology annotation, molecular function: structural constituent of ribosome. The record is from RefSeq and is a predicted model, not a curated record. The transcript has 3 exons. Bases 71 to 631 code for a protein of 186 amino acids. Gene Ontology annotation, cellular component: ribosome; cytosolic large ribosomal subunit.